Molecule: messenger RNA, 1275 nt
Organism: Anthostomella pinea
Lineage: Eukaryota; Fungi; Ascomycota; Sordariomycetes; Xylariales; Xylariaceae
Source: the annotation of a GenBank genome assembly
AUGUCGCCAAGGUUAAGCGCAACCGUGGGCCGCAACCGCAGGUCCGGCUCAUCUGCCACCCUUUCUUCGGCGACAUCAUCAGCAACAAACAGCUCGCUGCCAUCGACCCUCAUUUAUACACCCGGCACCUCACGCAUAUCUUCCAACACCAACCAGCUGGCGCCUGUGCCCGCCUCUCUCGGCCCACAGCCUGUCACCUCGCUGAGUGUCACAUCGUGGAGAACUCCAUGCCCCGUGAUUGGCCAGUUCGCAGCCGCAGACAAAGGCAUUGUUGCAGCGAGCUCUGACGGUCUCAUCUGCUUCAAGCGGACCGAGCCCCAGUCAUUUCCCAGUACGCCAGCCGCGAUACUGGACAACUCCUCCGUAUCUGGCCUAGCGAUCUUCUCUGACAGACAAGGCAAAUUUGUGAACGUAUACUGCGUGUCGCGCGGUAUACUGCACUCCUUCUAUCGCCCAGAGCAGGAUGAUACGUCUCACUCCUUUUCGGUUGAUCCCGCCCCACCACUGCAAAAUCACAUGGUUAGCGGCACGCCGGCCGUUGCGAAGGCCUACACCUCUCAUCGCGAGUCAGAUCACUGGUGUCUGAUCGUUCCAUGUCAAUCUGGCGGUCUGCUAUACACCUGGACAAAGAGCCGUUCAUCGCAAGUUUCGUCAUACGGUCAUACUAAUCGAGUACCACAUCAGGCCUGGGACCCCGUAGAGCAUGUUGCAAACGAUCUGGGCAUUAUCUCAGCAGUCUCUGUCAUAGAGACAUACACCGAGAGGGUCAUCUACCGCGGGGGUAAGGACACAGCCUUCGUGGCAGUCUUGAUUGCGAGCGGCCGUCUGCACACCAUCGAGGGACCUUCCGUGGAGGAAUCAACUGGAAAUAUCUACGGCCCCAGCCGAAAAACGAAAUGGCAGGUCAAGACUUCCACCAGAAUCCACCAUCCAGGCGAGGUGACCGGCAACCCUAAACUCAUCAGCAACGCAAAGCGGCAGCUGGAUGUCCUUGUGCCUUCGGCAGAAGGGGGUAUAUUCUACUUCGUACGGACACCAUCUAGCCUGAACGAGUGGCAUAUGAUCGGCCGCAUCCAAUUUCCCCGGAGCAUGCCACUGGCGACAUGUCUAUCAUUCGCCCGUGAGAGCGGCCGUCCUGACUACGACGUCGUCAAACUCCGUGCUUUCGUCCAGAGUGGAGGCCAACUCUUCCAAAUCCUCACGAACGAAGGUGGAGCCCCUUGGUUGGGCUCCAGUCUCAAGCCAAUUCUUGGCCCUGGUCCAUUCCUCGAUUGA